Molecule: messenger RNA, 833 nt
Organism: Solanum dulcamara
Lineage: Eukaryota; Viridiplantae; Streptophyta; Magnoliopsida; Solanales; Solanaceae
Exons: 2
Coding region: 41-526 (161 amino acids)
Source: RefSeq, a predicted model, not a curated record
AACAUUUUUAUGCAACAUCACUUAUGUUUCAUUGUAUUUGAUGUUGUAUGUACAUGUGGCUUUGUCCACUUCACAUUCCAUUCCCUGUAGGAUGAUUUCCUGGAUAAAAAAUUCAGUGCUUCAGCUAGCUUCAGUUGUAAAUCACACUGCCUGUUUAGGUUCAGGAUGGGAGGAUGAGUCUAUUGUAGCUGGCAGAUCAAUGGAGGAUUCCUCAUUUAGGGAGUCUCUUGAACGUGAUGACAGUUCAAAUGUGAUGCAUGAGAGAAGGAAACCAUUUAUGCGGAGCACAGAAGCCUUAUACGUGAUGGAUCAUCUUUUGCUAGUGAUGAAGAUAUUAAGUUUGAAAAAAGUCUUAAAUCAAAGGUCUCCUAGAGGCAAGGCCAAGGAAAUAUAUUUUGAGAACUUCUCCUGGUGCAAAACUCAGAGCAAGGCAUUGCGGAGUCAUAAUUUUACAGGAGAUUCAGAAAAAUCUUCAUUAUCCAAGGACAUUCUGGAUGAAGACGAUCAUCUUAUGGAUUUCAAUUAACAGACUGAAAAUCAUGGUUCUGGCAUGCUAUCUUUUAGUCCAGGACUGUCUCCUCUGCCACCAGAUCCUUUGCUCGGGACCAGUUUUCAAGAAUUUAAUCCUAUAAAAAUGAACUUUGAGCAGCCUCGACUCCAGGCGAAUGUAUAAUUGACCACCUGUCCCUAUAGAGACGUCAAAAAACUCACUUUAACAUCUAACAACUCGUAAGGCUCAAGUAUCAAUCUUUUCAACUUCUACCUCGACUUUUUAGUGUAUAGUUUGUAAACUUGAGUAAUAAUUUUAAAAUAAGAUCUGUUUUCAUUUCCUU